Trifolium pratense (red clover) is the source of this 879-nucleotide messenger RNA. RefSeq names its product 60S ribosomal protein L17-2-like. Gene Ontology annotation, biological process: cytoplasmic translation. The transcript has 7 exons. The record is from RefSeq and is a predicted model, not a curated record. NCBI's taxonomy places the organism in Eukaryota, Viridiplantae, Streptophyta, Magnoliopsida, Fabales, Fabaceae. The coding region runs from base 117 to 665 and encodes 182 amino acids. Gene Ontology annotation, molecular function: structural constituent of ribosome. Gene Ontology annotation, cellular component: cytosolic large ribosomal subunit; ribosome.
UUCGUGCAGGAAAUAGGGUACCCAUUUAUAUAGUGCAAAAAUCCCCUCUGUAUAAACCCUAAUCUUCUUCCUCUCUGCCUCCUUCCCUCAACUCUGCGCAUUCGGAAGAAGUAACCAUGGUGAAGUACUCCAGAGAACCUGAUAAUCCCACCAAAUCAACCAAAGCCAGAGGUGCUGACCUUAGGGUGCAUUUCAAGAACACCAGGGAAACAGCGUUCGCCAUCAGGAAGUUGCCCCUGAUCAAAGCCAAGAGAUACUUGGAAGAUGUUUUGGCUCACAAACAGGCUAUUCCCUUCAGACGUUUCUGCCGUGGUGUUGGCAGGACCGCCCAAGCUAAGAAUAGACAUUCCAAUGGGCAAGGACGCUGGCCCGCCAAGUCAGCUAAAUUCAUUCUUGAUUUGCUCAAGAAUGCUGAGAGUAAUGCUGAAGUGAAAGGUUUGGAUGUGGAUGCUCUCUAUGUUUCUCAUAUCCAGGUCAAUCAAGCUCAAAAGCAAAGACGUCGUACCUACAGGGCUCAUGGAAGAAUCAAUCCCUACAUGUCAUCUCCAUGCCACAUUGAGUUGAUAUUGUCUGAGAAGGAAGAGGCUGUCCAGAAAGAGCCUGAGACCCAGUUGGCAACAAACAAGAAGAAGUCUCAAGCUCUUCGAACUGGCGCUUCAUCUUAAAUUGUUAGCAGAGCUAAUAGUUGCAUCCCUAUCUAGAUUAUGUCAUUUUUGUUGCACUCUAUCAGUUAUGUUUGUCAUGAGCUGUUUUUGAAGUUUGGGCAGCAGUUUUUGUUUCAUAUACUAUGGUUUAUGUUAAUUGACUUGCUUGGAAAAUUUUAUGGUUGUACUUGCAUGAUUGAUUCAAGUUUUAUUUACACAUUCUGGGCUUCAAAGA